This is a messenger RNA of Apus apus (common swift), 1695 nucleotides long. RefSeq names its product epidermal differentiation-specific protein-like. Gene Ontology annotation, molecular function: structural constituent of eye lens. NCBI's taxonomy places the organism in Eukaryota, Metazoa, Chordata, Aves, Apodiformes, Apodidae. The transcript has a single exon. Gene Ontology annotation, biological process: visual perception; lens development in camera-type eye. The record is from RefSeq and is a predicted model, not a curated record. The coding region runs from base 615 to 1667 and encodes 350 amino acids.
GUCCUGCGCCUGGGGUCACCGGGGUGCUGGCGGGGCUUGUCCCGGGGCGCUGCCUCGCCCCACCGCGAUACCGUCUCGCCCCACCGCGAUACCGUCUCACCCCGCCGGGGUGAGCCAUCGGUUCCUGCCCCACCGGCAACACACACCGUAAUUAGCACAGGCAGGGCGGAAGCAUCGGUGAUAAUUGGCAGUGACUCGUUAGCACUGGAGCGCCGGGUGCCCGGGGUGCGGCAGGACUUUCCGGCAGGGCUGGUCUGUGGGACCGGUUGUCAUCCCGACCCACCGGGGCUGUGCGGGGCCGGGCCGGCUCCCUGCCCCCGGAGUGGAGCCGGGACCGAACGCGGGGGCGAGGGUUGUCAUCGCCUUCGCUUCGUGUCACAGCAAGUCCCAGCCCUGUCACCCCCUUGUAAAAAGCAGGGCUGUGGCAGAGGAGGGGCACUGCCGGCACGGACGGUGAGAGCGCAGGGACCGGGCGGACCGCAGGGGAGGAAAGGGAGUGUUGGGGGGUGCACUUUGCUGGCCAGGCUUUUCCCACAGGCUUCCCGUAGUGCCCACGCCUCCCCAGAGGAGGGGACUUGGCUUGUGCCCUCGCAGAGGUGGGUGCCCACAGUGCCAUGAACCGGAUCACGGUGUACGAGCGGGCCAACUUCGAGGGGCUGAGCCGGGAAUUCACCUGCGACGUGCCCGACCUGCACGAGCUGGAUUUCGGGGACUGCAUCGCCUCCCUGAAGGUGGUGGGGCAGCCCUGGAUCGCCUACACGGACCCCAAGUACGAGGGGGAGCCACAUGCCUUUGAGGAGGGUGAGUACCCCUCCGUGGGGCGGCCCAACAGCUUCUCGGCGCUGCGCCUGGUGCACCACGACCUGGGGGACCCACAGAUCACCCUCUACGAGCGCCCCAACUUCCAAGGCGCCUGCAAGGUGGUGACAGAGGAGACGAACUUGGCAUAUGGGUACUUUAACGACCGGGUGGCCUCUCACGUGGUGCAGCGAGGCGUCUGGCUGCUCUACCAGCAUCCCGGCCGGGGUGGCUGGCACUGCUUGGCGUGGCCUGGAGAGCGUCUUGCAGACUACAAACCCGGGCUGAACUUCCAGUCUCGGCUGUCCCACCUGCGCCCACUAAAGCCAGGGCGUCCCCUGGUCUCAGCACGUCUCCUCUGGGAGCAGAAGAAGGUGGAGGAGGAGCGGGAGGUGCUGGUGGAUGAGAUCGAGGGGCUGAAUGAGACAGAGUCGGAGCAGGUGCUGACGGCCAGCAGCAGCCGGGAGUACAGCACCACGCUCUGGCAGAGCUUCCACUUCAGCAACUCCACCAGCCUCAAGGCUGGGGUCUCCUUCACCUUGACUGUGGAAGCCUCUAACGUCUUCACGGUGCAGAAAGGACGUAGCGAAUCCAGCACCCGCCGAGAACGUGUGGAGGUGCAGCUGCCAGCCAAGAUCCCGCCACGCACAGCGCUCAGCAUCCAGGUCUUGCGGAAGGAGGUGACGCUCUCCGUCCCGGUCCUGCUCACCAUCACCCAGAAUGAAGAUGUCCGUACAGAGAUGGGCGAGUAUCACAGUGUCUCGGGUACCAACAUCAGUGCUCGCUAUAGCCUGAAGCCUCUGCCCGGCAGGGAGCAGGCAGCCACUGGGGGGACAGGGACAGCGCCUGGCACCAGGACGGACCUAUAGGUGUCCGUCCCCUCAGUGGUGUGGGACC